Amaranthus tricolor (Joseph's coat) is the source of this 699-nucleotide messenger RNA. RefSeq lists its product as uncharacterized. Gene Ontology annotation, biological process: nucleoside triphosphate catabolic process. The coding region runs from base 173 to 517 and encodes 114 amino acids. The transcript is spliced from 2 exons. NCBI's taxonomy places the organism in Eukaryota, Viridiplantae, Streptophyta, Magnoliopsida, Caryophyllales, Amaranthaceae. Gene Ontology annotation, molecular function: nucleoside triphosphate diphosphatase activity. The record is from RefSeq and is a predicted model, not a curated record.
UCAAGCCUAACCUAUUAAUUAUUAAUUAUUUGAUUAAGACCAUAGUAUUUAGUAUUUCUUGAGCUAACCAAAUAAUUAUUUUAAUCUUAAUUAAAGACCAUAAAAGCAUGAGAUAAUACUACUUAUCUUUAUGUUCUUGUAGACAUUCCUUUUGUUCUUCUACACAAAAAAAAUGGCAAAUGUUUUAGGGGAAGAAAAUGUAAGCCUUGAUCAAUUGAAGAAAAAAAUGAGAGAUUUUGCUGAACAAAGAGGGUGGCAACCUUAUCACACCCCAAGGAACCUGCUUUUGGCUUUGGUGGGAGAAAUGGGAGAAUUAUCAGAAAUAUUCCAAUGGAAAGGAGAGGUGGAAAGAGGUCUUCCAAACUGGAAAGAAGAAGAGAAAGUUCACCUUGGAGAAGAACUUUCUGAUGUUCUUCUGUAUUUGAUCCAACUUUCUGACAGCUGUGGAAUUGAUCUUGGUCAAGUUGCCCUUAGAAAGCUCCAACUUAAUGCCUUUAAGUAUCCUGCUCAUAAAUAAUUAAUAGCUUCAAUUAUGCCUAAUUAUCAUUAGUUAUUCCAUUCCAUUGUUUUAGUUUUUAUUUAAAAUAAUAAUAGUAUCAAUGAAAAAACUUUUAAAACUUGGAUACUCUCUAUGGGUUUGAUUCUAAAUGGUCUACAAUUUGUUGUAUAAAGGUGUUUAUUAUAAAUUAUGUAAGUUGU